Molecule: messenger RNA, 1122 nt
Organism: Seminavis robusta
Lineage: Eukaryota; Bacillariophyta; Bacillariophyceae; Naviculales; Naviculaceae
Source: the annotation of a GenBank genome assembly
AUGAAGUUUCUCUUAUUGCUGACCUCGUUGUUGUCGCUGUUUCAAGCUGGUGGUGCUUGUGAUUGUGCCAGUUUGGCUGCUGAUGCGGGUAGCAUCGCUGGUGCUGCCUACGGAACCUACGAAACUUCCGCACCCUUCUUUGGCGAUACCUACACAUUCUCGUUGGUGUACAACGAGGCUGGGAUCACAGGCACAGUUGGCAGAGCUUCGGACGGCGCGAGCUGUACAGGGUCCGGAUCUAUCACCUCAUCUUCGAGCGACACCGUGUCAGGGUCCAUCACAUUCUCGUCCGAUACCAUUGGCAUCUGUGGUGGAUCCGCCUCUGCGGAUAUCUCGUUUGAUGGUUCCGAGUUUACAAUUUCUUUUGGAACAAUCUUGGGUAUCAGCUACUCCGGCACCUUUGAGGGAGACUGUUCGGCUGCUUGUGAUCUUGUCUCUGCUCCUGCGGAAGAAUCUGUCCCAUCCCCAGCACCUUCGAACGCCUGCUUUGCGGGAGAUUCUACCUCCUGGGUCAAGGGCCGUGGGGCUGUGGCAAUGGAGGACUUGCAGGUGGGCGACCUCGUCUUGGAUCAUACCGGGACCUAUCAACCCAUUUUCACAUUUGGUCACUACAAUCCAGAUCAAGUGUCUGCAUUCUUACAGAUCCAUACAAACGCCAAGGAUGACGACAACAACUAUAAACCCAUUGAGAUUUCUCCAGAACAUCUCAUCUUUCUAGCUGAUGAGGAGACUCCUGUCAGCGCUGGAUCCGUGCAAGUGGGAGAUGCUCUUCGUGGAAUGAAUGGACUCGUUCAGACCAUGAAUCACCAUCAAAUACACAUGUUUCUGGCUCCUCUCCGUGUUUUUUGCCUGGGAAUCGUCUCUCCAACCGUGUGCAAUGUCAAUAACGAGGAAGGAGUUUCCCUUGCCGUGUCCAUCAUGACCCAAACUACCCAGUGGGCCCAGUCUCAAAGCAUGUUGGUUCAGAUCCCCAUUGCCGCAGCCUAUGGCAUUCUUCUAGCUGUUUGCUUCCUGUUGGAGGUUGUCUUUGGUCCUCGUCUUGCUCCGCUGGGGGCAAUGGCGCUUUGUGGAGGUGGCUUGUAUUUAUACAGUGCUGCAAAGAGAGCCAGGAAAACUGUCUAA